AUGCAACGUAUGCCCAAAGCUAUCGACCUCUCGGACACGGGUCACCCAUUGCCUCGCAGGUCACCACCUCGACAAGUCGCUUCAAAAGGAAAAAAAGCACACAAUGCCUCACCGGGCGACAGGGACGACGAGUCGGGCUCCUCGGGCCGUUUGCGAAGGAAUUCGACGGACGAGAGCAACGAGACCGGUCACAGCGACCCUAGGCAAUGGUUUAACCAGUCCAACCAAAACCCCAGCUAUGAUAUGAAUAACAUGGAAGCCGUCGUUGAGGCCUACGGUGACGCAAAGCAGCAGCGCAGAUGA
Messenger RNA from Pyricularia oryzae 70-15, 303 nucleotides. RefSeq lists its product as uncharacterized. The transcript is spliced from 2 exons. The record is from RefSeq and is a predicted model, not a curated record. NCBI's taxonomy places the organism in Eukaryota, Fungi, Ascomycota, Sordariomycetes, Magnaporthales, Pyriculariaceae. Gene Ontology annotation, cellular component: nucleus; cytoplasm. Gene Ontology annotation, biological process: circadian rhythm; regulation of DNA-templated transcription. The coding region runs from base 1 to 303 and encodes 100 amino acids.